Sporisorium graminicola is the source of this 1092-nucleotide messenger RNA. RefSeq lists its product as uncharacterized. The transcript has 2 exons. Bases 1 to 1092 code for a protein of 363 amino acids. NCBI's taxonomy places the organism in Eukaryota, Fungi, Basidiomycota, Ustilaginomycetes, Ustilaginales, Ustilaginaceae. The record is from RefSeq and is a predicted model, not a curated record.
AUGCCCAGGCCGACGCCUUCACGCCAAGCCAAAGGUCGGGCUCAGCAACGUCUGCAGACCAUGGAUAUUGAGGUCAUCGACGAUAGUAGCAGCAGCAGCAGCGUUAGCGGCGGCCGCCAGCAGGAUAUGCAGAAGGACGAAUCGGAUGUUAGCACCGGAGACGUUUCGGAUGCACCAGCACAAGUCGUGGAGACGACCGACUCCGACAACGAGGGCGGAUCCAACGCGGGCGGAGCGAACGAGGAUGAGGACGACGAUGACGAAGAGGUCGUGGCAUUCCUUUCGCUCAAGUUUGUCAACGGCCGCAUGCCUUGCCCGGUCUGUCCAAAGACCUACGAGCGCAAACACUCCUGGAUCGGCCACAUCGAAACGCAUCGCAGGACCCCGUGGGCGUGGGCAGCAAGCAAGGCCCUGGCAGAGCACAAUGUCGAGCUGAACGUCUUGUUCUCCCGGGUCCGGGCUCUGCAAGGCCCAAGUGCUCUUCGACUGACGAGGCCUCAGACAUCGGGUCUGGCUGUAUCGCCACAGUCGAUCCUCGACGCGCCUUUGGACCGAGGCGAGAUGGUCAACCCUGCUGGCGUCUAUGGUAGUGCGGCUCGUCUGCAGAUGCUCACACUGUCGGUGCUCGUAGCCCAGAUCGCCAUUAUAUGCCAACUUCUCAAGUACAUGUGCGAAGCAAUGCGUGCUCGCCACCCGGGCCUACCACCGGUGCCGACGCCUUCAGACACCAGCAGGCAGCUCGUUGAACGCUACGAGGAGCUCGUCUCCAACCGUAUUCACUUUCGUCUGCAGGAUCAAGCACUCACCGGCCAGGUGGCGGUGCCGACGCAGGACGGCGCCAGCAACGCUGCCCAGCCUGCCGCUGCCGAGUCUCGCCCUUCUUCGACGCGCCCUGUAGUGGGUCCCUUGGCAGGCCCAUCUGCUCCCCCCCGUGCAGGUGCGGCUGGCACUGUGGCAGUUCCUUCGCGAGCUUCGCCAACCGAAGGGCAGACGCUCGACCAGAUUGCUGCGCAAAAAGGUGUCGCUCACAACGCGAAGAAACGCGCCGCAGACGCGCAAGCAAGGCAGAAUCCGAGCAAACGGUCUGCCUAG